AUGUGGCGAUCCCUCAUAUCCAAGGGGUCGAUUCCGCUCAGAACAGCCCUCGCCCGCGCCACCAACUCUCCUGCUCGUACCGCUGCCUUCUCAACAACCGCCAAGAUGGCCGCCAACAGAGACCCCAAUACUCUCUCCAACUAUGGUGCAUGGCUCACCAAGCACACCACCGCAAACCUCUCCAUCGACUUUAAGGACAAGUGUCUGAAGGGUUCCGUCACCCUCGAGCUCGAGUCUCUGACCGACAAGGAGAGUAAGGAGAUCGUUCUCGACUCCAGCUUCCUCUCCAUCUCCGGCGUCAAGGUCAACGCCGCUACCUCAACCUGGGAGCUCAAGGAUCGUGUUGAGCCCUACGGCGCUCCCCUUCACAUCUUCGUUCCCCAAGGAGCGGCCAAGGGCGAGAUCGUUAAAGUCGAUGUUGACCUGUCUACCACUGAGAAGUGCACCGCGUUACAGUGGCUUACGCCCGCGCAGACGAGCAACAAGAAGCAUCCAUACAUGUUCUCGCAAUGCCAGGCCAUCCAUGCGCGCUCCCUGUUCCCCUGCCAGGACACGCCGGACGUCAAGUCAACGUAUACCUUCGUGCUGGCUUCCCCGCUGCCCGUCGUUGCAUCCGGUGUGGCCGUAGAGGGUGAGAAUGAGAAGAAGGGCGACAACACGGUGUACCGUUUCGAGCAGAAGGUGCCAAUCCCGUCGUACCUGUUUGCUCUCGCAUCCGGAGACAUCGCCACGGCGCCUAUUGGCCCCCGGAGCAUUGUCGCCACGGGACCUGAUGAGCUGAAGGAGUCGCAGUGGGAGCUGCAGAACGACAUGGAGAAGUUCAUGGAGGUCGCCGAGAAGCUCGUCUUCCCGUACAGAUGGGGUCAGUACAAUGUCCUGGUUCUGCCUCCCAGCUUUCCCUACGGUGGUAUGGAGAACCCUAUCUACACUUUUGCGACGCCGACCAUCAUCAGCGGCGACAAGCAGAAUGUGGAUGUCAUUGCUCACGAGCUGAGCCAUUCGUGGAGUGGAAACCUGGUUACCAGCUGCAGCUGGGAGCACUUCUGGCUUAAUGAGGGGUGGACGACUUACCUCGAGCGUAGAAUUGGCAUGGCUGUCCAUGGCGAUGCGGAGCGUGACUUUUCUGCCAUUAUCGGCUGGAAGGCUCUUGAGGAUGCCGUCGCUCUCUUUGGCGCUGACUCUGAGUUCACCAAGCUCAUCAUCAACCACAAGGGCAUUGACCCCGAUGACGCCUUCAGCACUGUCCCCUACGAGAAGGGCUUCCACUUCCUCUACUACCUGGAGCGCCUUGUCGGCCGUGAUGCCUUUGACAAGUUCAUCCCCCACUACUUCACCAAGUGGUCGCGCAAGUCUCUCGACUCCUUCGAGUUCAAGGAGACCUUCCUGACCUACUUCAACGGCCUCGGUGAUUCCGAGAUCAAGGACAAGGUCGCCUCCAUCGACUGGGACACCUGGUUCUACAAGCCCGGUCUGCCUCCUAAGCCCGAGUUCGAUACUUCUCUGGCAGAUGUGUGCUACAAGCUUGCGGAGAACUGGAAGAACGACAACUUCACUCCCUCUCCCGAAGACGUAGCCUCAUUUUCCGGCAACCAGAAGCUCGUCCUUCUCGAGACCAUCGAGAAGUUCCCCGAGACCCUGUCCGCCGACCGCGCCCGCCUGCUCGGAAAGACUUACGAUCUUGUCUCGUCGCGCAACGCCGAGCUCAAGACGGCUUACUACAAGAUCGCCCUGGCCGCCAAGGACACGUCCUCGUACGCUGGCGCCGCCGAACUUCUGGGUCAUGUCGGUCGCAUGAAGUUCGUCAGACCUCUCUUCCGUUCGUUGAGCAAAGUCGAUCGCGACCUUGCGCUCAAGACUUUCGAGAAGAACCGCGACUUCUACCACCCUAUUUGCCGCGGUAUGGUUGAGAAGGAUCUUGGGCUUGUGUAG
This is a messenger RNA of Colletotrichum truncatum, 1929 nucleotides long. RefSeq names its product leukotriene A-4 hydrolase/aminopeptidase. Gene Ontology annotation, molecular function: epoxide hydrolase activity; aminopeptidase activity; metallopeptidase activity. Gene Ontology annotation, biological process: proteolysis. Lineage: Eukaryota; Fungi; Ascomycota; Sordariomycetes; Glomerellales; Glomerellaceae. The record is from RefSeq and is a predicted model, not a curated record. Gene Ontology annotation, cellular component: cytosol.